Molecule: messenger RNA, 1488 nt
Organism: Thrips palmi
Lineage: Eukaryota; Metazoa; Arthropoda; Insecta; Thysanoptera; Thripidae
Product: leucine-rich repeat-containing protein 15-like
Exons: 11
Coding region: 1-1488 (495 amino acids)
Cellular component (GO): plasma membrane
Molecular function (GO): protein binding
Source: RefSeq, a predicted model, not a curated record
AUGGCGACCCGCGUCGUGCUCACCGCGUUCACCCUCGUCGUGGCGGUGCCCGUGCUCCUGGUGCGCGUCCGCGCGGAGGACCUCCCGCCCGACCGCACCGAGGAGCUGGCCACCGACCUCGUCAUGCUGGAGAGGCGGGUGCGCGCCCUGGAGCAGCCAGUGUGGCAGGUGUCGUUGGGCGAGGCGCGCUGGCUGCAGUGCUGCGAGGGCCCCUGCCGCUGCCGCCCCGAGAUGCGCGCCCUCAGCUGCUGGCGCCACUCCCUCACCCAGCUGCCCCAGGGGCAGGGGCUGCCCGAGGACGUGCGCAGUAUCGACCUCAGCGUGAACCGGCUGACGACUCUUCACAAGGACGCCUUCAGAGGCCUGGUCCACCUCACGGAGCUGGAUCUGUACGACAACGAACUGGACUUCCUGCCGGAGUCGUUGUUCGAGUCGCUGGACAGUCUGCAGCACUUGAAGCUGCACAAGAACCGCCUGGAGGACCUGUCUGAACGCAUCUUCCUGCGGCUGUCCAACGUCCGCACCAUCGACAUGUCCUGGAACGGGCUUCGCCGCCUGCCCGUGGGGCUGUUCCGCGGGGCGCCGCGCCUCACGCUGCUGCGCCUGUCGCACAACGCGCUGGGCUCGCUGCCCGACACACUGCUGCAAGGCCUGCCGCGCCUCGAGGAGCUGGACCUGGCCGGCAACCGCCUGGACGGCCUGCCGCCCAAGCUCUUCCUGGGGCUCGGGGCGCUGCGCCGCCUCCGCCUCGACGACAACAGGAUCAAGGUCCUGCCGCAAGGCGUCUUCGGCGACCUGCAGCAGCUGGACUUCCUCAGCCUGCGCAAGAACAAGCUGUCCACGCUUCGGCCCGGCGUGUUCGACAGCCAGGCGCACCUCACCGUGCUCGAGCUGUCCGCCAACAAGAUCGCCUCGCUGGAGGGCGGUGAGUUCCAGUGGCUGCGGUCGCUGCUGGAGCUGCACCUGGGCCAGAACGCGCUGGAGGAGAUCCCCAGCGGCGUGCUGGCGGGCAUGCCGCGCCUCAGGAAGCUCUUCCUGUACAACAACAACCUGGCGGGGCUGGACCGCGAGGCGCUGCGCGGCCCGGAGAACCUCACCGCCCUGCUGCUCAACAACAACCUGCUGCGGCGGCUGGCCCCCGACACCUUCGCCGCCGUGCCGCGCCUCAAAAAGCUGCAGGUGGAUAGCAACAAGUUCCAGUUUCUGCCCGACGGCUCGCUGGACUACCUGCAGGAGCUGGAGUCCCUCAAGCUGGCCAAGAACCCCUGGCACUGCGACUGCGCCGUGCUGUACCUCGCCUCGUGGCUCCGCGCGCACCGCCGCCUGGUGUGGGACUCGAACCCCAAGUGCCGCGGCCCGGGGGACCUCGGCGGCCGCCUGCUGGAGAGCAUGACGUUCGACGACCUCUGCGAGGGGCAGUGGGCGUCCAUGGUGCGCCUCUCGCCCCGCGUGCCCGUCAAGGCCGCGGCCAUGAAAAAGACACGCUGA